This is a messenger RNA of Oryza brachyantha (malo sina), 690 nucleotides long. RefSeq lists its product as uncharacterized. Bases 68 to 316 code for a protein of 82 amino acids. Lineage: Eukaryota; Viridiplantae; Streptophyta; Magnoliopsida; Poales; Poaceae. The transcript has a single exon. The record is from RefSeq and is a predicted model, not a curated record.
ACCAACCAGAAGGUGAACGAGCAGCGAAAAAAGGACAGCUUCACUGAUCCCAUUUGUGUCGAGGAGGAUGGCUUUGGAUGCCAGGGCCAUGCUGCCGGCGGCGGCGGCGGCGGCCGGCUCUGCCGUCGAUGUCGGCGAGGAGAGGCCAUGGUCCGGGAACGGCGGUGAUGGCGGUGGCGGCGGCGGAGACUCAUCGCCGGCGGUGGCGAUGGACUUGCUGGCGAUGUGGGGCGACGAGAGGAGGAUGAAGCGGGAGCUGGUGGCCUGGGCCAAGGCCGUGGCGUCCAUGGCCAUCAGGGAGUCGAUGCAAUACUAGCUGAGCUGCGCCUGCCCAUCAAUUCCUGAGCCUUUUCUUUUUUGUUUUCACAGAGCGAAACAGAUCAAUGUGCCCUUUUUUUUUGGAAGCGGCUCGUAAGCCUGCGUCGUCGAAUCUGACGCGCGGUGCACUCUGCUUCUUGAUCGAUUGAUCCAUUGAUUGAUCACCCGGCUUGUACAUUCCCCUUUUUUUUCUCUCCUGGAAAGGGUGUAAGAUAAUAUAAUUUCGUAGUGUAUACUCCGGCAGGGGAUGUCUCUGGAUGUGUCAGAUUUUGAGUUGUUGUACAGUUGUAUUCUUCGAGAAAAGAAAGAUUUUGAUAUCGUUCAACACUCCGCGCGGCAUUGCAUAAAGAUUGUAACCCAGCCAUUAGAGAU